This is a messenger RNA of Mirounga angustirostris (Northern elephant seal), 4577 nucleotides long. RefSeq names its product carboxypeptidase A5 (gene CPA5). Gene Ontology annotation, biological process: proteolysis. Lineage: Eukaryota; Metazoa; Chordata; Mammalia; Carnivora; Phocidae. The record is from RefSeq and is a predicted model, not a curated record. The transcript has 11 exons. Gene Ontology annotation, molecular function: zinc ion binding; metallocarboxypeptidase activity. The coding region runs from base 1451 to 2761 and encodes 436 amino acids.
CCUAUGUCUACUAAAGCUGAAUGUUACUUGGGUGGAAAGCCUAAUUGCUUUCUUUUCUAGGUCCUUAAACCCUUUGCUAAUGUUUCUGUCUGAGAGUUCCCAAAGCCAGGGUUCUAGGAGAGUUUGGCAUGUCUGAACAGCUGAACCACGAAAUAAUGGAGUAGGUCCGGCGGGGUGUGGGAGCAGGGCAUUCUGUCAAUAAAAGAGCUCCCCUCUCUGCACACAUGGCCAGUUAAUUGGCCAUUCUGGGAAAGGAUGGAUGGGGAGGGGGGCUUCUGAGAAUCGCCGGUGACAGUUAAGUGGCCUUUUGUUGACGUCCUCUGCUGAACAACUUUGUUGGAUUUAGUCUCUGCUUUUCCUCGGCCUCCUGUGGAUUUUCUGUUAGAUUCAUUUACCAUUCAGGCAUCAUCUUUCACUCUCUCCUUCCAAUAUGACUGCUUUGUGUGCUGGCCUCGGCUUUAUUCCCGCUCUUCCCAGACCAUAAAGGGGGCUGUGUGGGGCUUCGGCAGGACCGAGAAAUUGACUCUGCUGUCUGUCGAGAACCAUAAUGCUCGCAGUGACCUUGGUGUCUAGCAGACAAUGCACCACCUGCACCAGCCUACCGGCGACCGGCUGAAGAUAGAGGAAAGGGCGGCUUCCCCGAAUUCCUUCUCAUGCUAUGUGUCUCUUUCCUUGGUUCCCCUCUCCGUUCCCUUCUGUCCCCCUUCUGCCUGCUGCAACUCACGUCCUGACCUAAGACGCAGCUGUGACUAAGCGUUAAUGCUCUUGAAAUAAUAAUAUGUUCUAUUUUGCAGGCUUGGCCAAGCCAGUUCACCCAAGUUGUCUCAUCUAAUACCCCCCCAAACCCCUGUGAGGUAGGGAGGGGAGGUAUUAUUAACCCUAUUUUCCUGAUGAGUAAACUGAGAUUUAGAGAGAUUAGGGCAGUUGCCCUCAGUCUUUUAGACAGGAAGUGAGCAGGAGGCCUCUGUCUCUAAACCCAGCAUUCUUUCCGUGGCGUCCACACCCUUAUGUGUGAGGAGGACGUGGCCCAGGGGAAGUGUGAGUGGAUGGGGAGGGAGAAGGAGAGCAAAAGGAAAACGUUCCAUGAAGAGGGAGGAAAGGAGUGAUUUCCUUGGGCCUCUAACUGUUCUCAUCUUUCUGCGGAGAUGGAGGAUUUGAUGUUCACCAGAGGCUGGCCCAGCAAACCUCCAGGGAGGAAAGAAAGCCAAGAGCCUUGUCUUCUCUUUCCCCCUUUCCUCUUCCCAGGAGGGGAUUUGCCUGGCAGUGGGGAGGGGUAGCCCUAGCUCUCCCCAGGCCCUGCGCGUGGGAGUCACAUGCUGGGUCUCCCCCGAGAGAACCUAACGCCUGUUCUCAGGCCGGGCCUGCCGGCCUUUAGGUGCCGCGUGGUCUGGAGGCCUCGGCCAUGCCUGCCCACGAGGAAGGCCCCUGAAGCUCGCCUGAAGGAAGAAGCAUGCAGGGCGCCCCUGGAGGAGGCGUGGGCCCUGGCCCGUCCCCUGUGGACAGGUGGACGCUCCUGGUCUUCAGCUUUAUUCUGGCAGCAGCUUUGGGCCAAAUGAAUUUCACAGGAGACCAGGUUCUUCGAGUUCUGGCUAAAAAUGAGAAGCAGCUUUCAGUUCUCAGGGAUCUGGAGGGCCUGAAGCCCCAGAAGGUGGACUUCUGGCGUAGCCCAGCCCGGCCCAGCCUCCCUGUGGAUAUGAGAGUUCCUUUCUCGGAACUGAAAGACAUCAAAGCUUACCUGGAGUCUCACGGCCUUGCUUACAGCAUCAUGAUAAAGGACAUCCAGGUGCUGCUGGAUGAGGAGAGAGAAGCCAUGGCGAAGUCCCGCCGGCUGGAGCGCAGCACCAGUAGCUUCAGCUACUCCUCUUACCACACCCUGGAGGAGAUAUAUAGCUGGAUGGACAACUUUGUAACUGAGUAUUCAGAUAUUGUCUCAAAAAUUCGGAUUGGCCACAGCUUUGAAAAUCGGUCCAUUCUUGUCCUGAAGUUCAGCACUGGAGGUUCUCAGCGCCGGGCCAUCUGGAUCGACACUGGAAUCCACUCCCGGGAGUGGAUCACCCACGCCACUGGCAUCUGGACUGCCAAGAAGAUUGUCAGUGAAUAUGGCAAAGACAGCACCCUGACAAACAUACUGAACGCCAUGGACAUCUUCAUGGAGAUUGUCACCAACCCUGAUGGCUUUGCAUUUACCCACAGCAUGAACCGCCUGUGGCGGAAGAACAAGUCCACCAGACCUGGAAUCUUCUGCAUUGGCGUGGAUCUUAACAGGAACUGGAAGUCAGGCUUUGGAGGGAAUGGUUCUAAUGACAACCCCUGCUCAGAGACUUAUCGUGGGCCCUCCCCUCAGUCGGAGCCAGAGGUGGCGGCCAUUGUGGACUUCAUCACUGCCCAUGGGAACAUCAAGGCUCUGAUCUCCAUUCACAGCUACUCUCAGAUGCUCAUGUACCCUUAUGGCCACUCACUGGAGCCGGUUCCAAACCAGAAGGAGUUGUACAGUCUUGCCAAGGACGCAGCGCAGGCCCUGUAUGAGGUCCACGGGGUCGAGUACAUUUGUGGCAGCAUCAGCAGCACCCUCUAUGUGGCCAGCGGGAUCACUGUCGACUGGGCCUAUGACAGUGGCAUCAAGUACUCCUUCACCUUCGAGCUCCGGGACACGGGGCGCUAUGGCUUCCUGCUGCCGGCCUCCCAGAUCGUCCCCACGGCCCACGAGACGUGGCUGGCGCUUCGCGCCAUCAUGCAGCACACCCUCAAUCACCCCUACUAGCAACACCAUCAGGGCAGAGCAGGAGCGUUCGUUCCCUCCCCCAAGGCCUGGGCUCCUCCCGAAACCCAAGUGGUACAUCGUCCUCCCCACACCCUUCCCCUGACCCCUUAGGAAAUAAACAACACGUUUGAACAGGCUUGGGGGCCUCUGGGGCUUCGGGCUCAGCACUGAGGGGACAGGGGCGGCUUGAAAUGCCUCUUCAGGCCUCAGGAAUUCAGGAGGAUCAGGGGCCGAGCAGCCCUUGUAUCUCGUCCUCUUGCAGCGUCCUCCAGGCCCAGAGCAGAUAACUCACUCUCUGGGAAGCUACUGGAUACAGAUUGUCCCCUUGGCGUUUACAUUCUGAGAUGAUCCGGAAGGCACAGUGUCUGAUCAGAAGGAGGGGGGCCCCAGUGGUGGCAUCUCCGGCAGCCCGAGGGAGAGGUGGGUACGGACAGGCAGCUUCCUUCUCUGCCUGCUUCAUUCCCAUGCUGUGUAGCGGGGAGGGCCACAUCUCCGAGGCCGCGGCUUGGAGGAUCCCAUUCGCCCGCUAAAGGAAGGUGAACACCCUCAAGGUCUCCCCUGGUCUGGGGAGCAGGGUCGCAAGCCAGUCAGAGCCGGCACAGCAAAGCGCCACCCACCCAGGGAGAGGAAAUCCUCUUUCCCCCUUCUCUUCACCCAUGGUCACCAUGCUUGUCAGGCACUGAGCAGGGAGUCCGGGCCGGGCAUUUGCUAAGCAAGCACUUUAUCUAAGGGAGAGAAAGGGACGAUAUUUUGAGAUACAAAUGAGGUGCCCCCACCCCAUCCUGAGGCUUCCUUACAGCUUUGCCUUCCUCCACCACUGGGGAGCAGGGAUAAGGGGUCUCUCUGUCCUGCCCCCAGGGGAAGGCAGGUCCUCUGAAGAAGCAAGCAGGCCACUGAAGAGCUGAAAGGGUCUGUGUAAUUCUGAGGCAGAAAACAAGACUUCCACGGGCAAGGGCCAGACUUUUGUUGUUUUUGUCACAAAAGAAAAGGGUUGUGGGACCCGUGAUUUGGCCCCUGCAGGACACGGGGUUUUACUAUAAAUCACAGAUAUGGAAGAAAGCAGGGGGAAAUGAGAACAAGUCCCCCUUUCUACGCGCCCUGUAAAAGAAGACAGAGGCUGAAUCAGUGGGAGGUGGGUAUCAGCGGGGAUCAAAACUCUAGGUGAGGCCCAUGUCCAACAUGGCAACUGAGCAGCAGAUGAACAAGGGCUGAGCAAGGGGUCUAGAAAGCUGAUUAAAACGUAUCCAUGGGUGUACCCAUAUGGCCGCGUUCACCUGAGCAGUGCAGCUACUGGGAGCUCUGAAAAAAGAAAUGGGGAGGAGGCCUGGGGUAGAGGCAAGAAGGCUAAGCCCGGGGGCCACGGAGGCACCGUGGCCAGGGGCUGUCUGUGCGCAGGAGCAGCUGUGCCAUGAGGAGGCCUGAGGAAGUCAGGGUAAAGAACACCUGAAGAACCCAGAUCAUCUCCAGGGGAAGAGCCAACAGCGGGGGAGGAGAGCAUCCCCACUGGGGCCGCAGUUCCUCAAGAGAGGCGGAAAUUUUUUUUAAGCUGGAAGUGAUUUGAGCGAGCUAGAAUUUCCAAGCUAACGUCUUCUGCUAUUAGUGGAAAUAUGAGGCCACGGGCUGAAUUAGCAUAAGCUAUAGACAAAUAAAGCAAGUUAUACCUUGCACACUGGAGUCUGUGAUUAUAACUUUUGUACCCUCUGCGCAAAUAUUUUCAUUUCAUCCUCUUGGGGCGGAUACUACCAUUAUUAAUAAGCUUGUAUUUCAGACGAGGAAAGCACGAUCAUGAUUUGGAGAGGUUUUAAAGGCCACAUGA